Messenger RNA from Mytilinidion resinicola, 1969 nucleotides. Its product is annotated as putative glucose oxidase. The transcript has 4 exons. Gene Ontology annotation, molecular function: flavin adenine dinucleotide binding; oxidoreductase activity, acting on CH-OH group of donors. The record is from RefSeq and is a predicted model, not a curated record. The coding region runs from base 16 to 1794 and encodes 592 amino acids. Lineage: Eukaryota; Fungi; Ascomycota; Dothideomycetes; Mytilinidiales; Mytilinidiaceae.
UUAUCCAUUUCUACCAUGCUCUCUCUGCUCAUUCUGCUGCUUCAGGCGGUCUUUAUCCAUUGCGGUUAUUCUAGUAAUCCUCGCUAUGACUACAUUGUAGUAGGCGGAGGGACAGCUGGACUCGUAGUUGCGAAUAGAUUGACGGAGAAUCCACACGUCACAGUCGCAGUCAUUGAGGCCGGAGACUCGGUCUUCAACAAUCCCAAUGUCACGGACACGACAGCCUUUGGACUAUCGUUAGGAACUUCAAUUGAUUGGGCAUAUCCAGCCGAACCUCAGACAUAUGCGUUGAAUCGUACCUUGAUAUAUGAUUCUGGAAAAGCAUUGGGAGGAACCAGUACUAUCAAUGGGAUGACGUAUAUACGUCCUGAAGCAGCCCAUAUUGACACCUGGGAAAAGUUGGGAAACGACGGCUGGAAUUGGGAUUCUUUGUGGCCGUACUACAAAAAGAGCGAGCACUUCCAAGUUCCAGACGCUCAGCGACAGGACGAUGGAGCAGCUUACAUAGAAGAUUAUCACGGAUUCCGAGGUCCAGUCACAGUGGGUUGGAGCACGACCUUGAUGGGAGGGGAUGCCCACUCCAUCUUGAACGAGACUUGGCAGAACGUCGGAUUACCGUACAAUGCGGACACAAGUGGUGGCAAGUUACGCGGCUUCUCAGUGUGGCCAUUUACGUUGAACAAUAGUGUUGGCGGGAAGGGCAUUCGACAGGACGCAGCGCGAGCGUACUACUAUCCUUUCGCAGCUAAACGACCAAACCUUCACUUAUAUCUAAACACGGUGGCUAACAAGCUGAUAUGGGAUGGCGAUUAUUAUAAGUAUACUGCAACGGGAGUUGAGGUUACAUCGGUAGGAGGACUUAUCUCUAACAUCUCUGCUACUCGCGAGGUAAUUAUAUCAGCUGGAUCUCUGCGAACUCCAGUCUUCUUGGAACACUCAGGCAUUGGAAACCCUGACAUUCUCACCAAAUACUCCAUCCCCCUCCGCAUCGCUCUCCCCUCCGUCGGCGAAAACCUUCAAGAUCAACCCAACAAUGGCGUCGCCACGAGCCUCUCGCUAAACACAACCGGCUACCCCCCCUACGUCUCCCACGCCACAGCCGCCGAUCUCUUCGGCUCCUCAACCAGCACCAUUGAAGCCAACCUCCGGUGCUCCAUCCCUUCCUAUGCCGCGGCCGUCGCCUCUAACUCUAACCAUGCCCUCAACGCCUCCGCCCUCGAAACCAUCUUCUCCCUCCAAGCCGACGUAAUCUUCCACACCUCCACCCCCCUCGCUGAGAUCCUCUCGGUCCCCAUCGCCGGCGCCCCCGAACUCGCCACCCCUUUCUGGAGCCUUCUGCCUUUCUCGCGGGGAAGCGUGCACACGCAGUCAAAAGACCCGACAGCGUAUCCAGCCAUCCAACCCAACUUCUUCCAGUUCGAGUUCGACGAGCUCGCGCAAACGGCCAUCGCGCGGUACAUCCGGAAAUCGUACACCGUGGCGCCUCUCGCGGCGCUUGUUGGGCCCGAGUUGGUGCCGAACACCACUACAGUGCCGACAGAUGCGCCGGAUGAGGUGUAUAUUGAGUUUUUGAAGUCGACGUUUGGCCCGAACUACCACCCGGUGGGCACGGCGGCAAUGAUGAGUCGGGAGCUGGGCGGGGUGGUGGAUAGCGAGUUGAGAGUGUAUGGGACACGGAAUGUGAGGGUGGUGGAUGCGAGUGUGUUUCCAGGGCAAGUAACGGGGCAUUUGACGAGCACAAUUUAUGCGGUUGCGGAGCGGGCGGCGGAAAUUUUGGUGAGGGAGGGGCGUUAAUGUAGUAUGUACGAUCCGUAUUGAGUGCGUAUUUGUACGGUAAUUCCACUCUUUCUUACCAAGAUAGACCUAUGAGGUUACGUAGAAUUGCAGAAGUCCUUCACCUUCUCCGCCUUUUUUCCUGUGAUAGCGUAGAUGUAAUCCAAAAACACCUCCGCUUCCAUCAGGUGCAUCU